Acaulospora morrowiae is the source of this 395-nucleotide messenger RNA. The record is from the annotation of a GenBank genome assembly. NCBI's taxonomy places the organism in Eukaryota, Fungi, Glomeromycota, Glomeromycetes, Diversisporales, Acaulosporaceae.
UAUGAGAGUGUUUCUAAAAAAUAUCACAACAAAGACGUACAAGUUCUGGAAUGGCUUGGUCGAUCGAAUUACGUGUUGGCUAAGACAAAUAAAGACAUAGAGAUGAUGGAAGAGGCACUUCAAUGGACGGAAAAGGCCCUUAAACUCAAUCCGACAAGUAAAUUCAUACUCCAUAACAUUGCUCUGAUCCAACAGGGAAUGGCUCAGAUGAUAAGUGAACUCGACUCGACUCUUUCUUCAGCAACAAUCACUCGUUCUAUUGAGGAUGUCAAGUUGGCUAAUGUCACAUUUACGUAUAUACUUAAUGACAGUUCAAUAAGUAGCGCGUUUGAUGUAGAAUUAUUAAAACAUCGUAUUAGUUUUGGACUUUCGAUUAUUACCUCGCUCGAAGGAAA